AUGGCAUCGUUCACUAAUGGAUUUGAGUCAAUAAAUUUGGCUUCAACAGUUCUGGGUGCUUAUCAAGAAGAAGACACUCCCAUCAAACGUUUACACUCUAUCCCCGCUUCCACCUCCGAAGAUGAAGAUGAACUUGAUCCCGAAGAGUUUAUUUCAAAUAAAGUACAUAAACCAGCAACAAAAGACUCACAUGUGCUGUACAAUGAGUAUCUGGAGAAGAACAGAAGUGAUGAACCACUAUCAAACUUACAUGACACUCAUAAACCUCAUUUAACAACAACCACAACUCUAAUUGAUUCAACCAAAGAAAAUGAACUGUUAUACAAUACCAUGGACAGUUUGAUGAUAAAAUCUAUCAAUUUCCCCGCGGCCAUAUACCAGUCAGAUGACAAGAAUUCCCAAUCACCAAUCGAGUAUUUAUCCAACAGGAUAAAAUUGCUCACACAAGAGUUAUAUGAAGAUUCAAUUAAAUAUGGUAAAUUCUUGAAGAGUGGUAAUAAUCAUAUAUACCAAUUGCGAAGUAAACUAUUGCAGACCUUCAAUCAAUUAUCCGAAAGUUAUUAUUCUUUAAAUGAACUAUAUCAUAAAGACAUGUCAUAUGCAGAAACAUUACACGGAUCAUUCAAAAAAUGGGAUCAACAACAAAACAAAGUAUUGUCUAAAGUGAAAUCCAUAAAAAGUGAUACAAACAAACAUGGAGCCAAAUUAUUCACCUUAUUAGAUGAAGUAAACGAUGUUGAUGACGAGAUUAAACUUUUGGAAACAAAACUACAGCAGCUUCGGUCUAAAAAGGAACUAUUAAAUAAAGAAAUCGAAGACACCAGCAGUGUUUUGGAAAGUAGAACAGCAAAGUAUGUUGAUAUGUUUAAAGAUUUGGAAAACAAAGGCAAGUCAGCCAUUAUUGACUUUCUUGUUUCUAAUGGUGCUCCCGAAAAAGAAAUUGACACCAUCGUGAGAUUUUUACCCGUUGAUAUUACCAUUUCCAGCAACUAUUCACUGAAAAAGGAACCAGACAAACAGGUACAUACUGCAAAGGAGUCAGUUCCACAGCCUGAAUCAACAAGCAACCCCCCAGCUAUCCCUAACAAUAUAGGUAUGCAACCGUUUAUCGUCCCUGAGGUAGAACCAGAUUCUAAGACACCAGAUUUGCAGUCAAUGAACCAUGAUCAUGGACCCACUCCUUUUGAAAAAGGAUAUGCCAUGGGGACACAAAACUCCGCGACGUUGAAAAACAAGAUGAAUCAUAUAAUGAAUAAGCUUUUGCAUUCCCUUCCGACAACUGCACCAUCAAAUAUUCCAAAAAUACCUGCCAUGUCACAUAUUAAAGUGGAUGAUUUAUCAAAUACAAUUUCUAAAAAAUUAGAUUUAGAUCCAAUAAUGAUUUUUUUGGAACACAAAGUUGCUGCUUUACAUGAUUUGGCAGUGCAAUCGUCUCAAAAUGCUGCAUUAUUUCAUGAGUUUGGUAGAAUAUGGGAAGACGUUACAAAACUAAUGAACAUUCAGGAAGAAAAGUUGGAGAGUAUUCUCAACGACUAUUCGAAUCCUAAAGUGGUUACACGUGUCUUGAUUUCCACUUUGGACCAAUUGAAAACCAUCUUAUCUUCAUUGAAUAAUAAUCCUAUAACAAAUGCUAGUUCUAAAAAUGAAGUGUUGACUUCAUUAGUAACAAGUGAAUAUAAUGCGGUUGAAGAGGCCGUUAAACUUGUAUCAACUGACCUUGUAACCAUUGGAGAAGCCAAUUCUAGUGGAGGGCAACCUCCUUUGAUACCUACAUCUUCAAAACCUACAAGUCAAGUGUAUCCAGUAAAUACUAAUGACAUCAAACUGGCUACAAAAAUUGAGUAA
Messenger RNA from Candida dubliniensis CD36, 1845 nucleotides. RefSeq lists its product as uncharacterized. The transcript has a single exon. The record is from RefSeq and is a predicted model, not a curated record. Lineage: Eukaryota; Fungi; Ascomycota; Pichiomycetes; Serinales; Debaryomycetaceae. The coding region runs from base 1 to 1845 and encodes 614 amino acids.